Messenger RNA from Colossoma macropomum (tambaqui), 1529 nucleotides. It is a transcript of the gene aqp10b, whose product is annotated as aquaporin 10b. The transcript has 7 exons. The record is from RefSeq and is a predicted model, not a curated record. Gene Ontology annotation, cellular component: basolateral plasma membrane; plasma membrane. Gene Ontology annotation, molecular function: water channel activity; urea transmembrane transporter activity; glycerol channel activity. Gene Ontology annotation, biological process: water transport; glycerol transmembrane transport. The coding region runs from base 287 to 1237 and encodes 316 amino acids. Lineage: Eukaryota; Metazoa; Chordata; Actinopteri; Characiformes; Serrasalmidae.
AAAUUGCUGUUAGGUGCACUAUGCUUUGUAAAACUGCACUCAUUCACUCACUCACAUACUCAGGUUCCAUAAUAUUCAAUGCUCACAGCACAACAGAGAGUCUUGAGAGCUGGUCAACUACAAGCGCCGAUCAUUAAAAAGGCUGUUUGUUCUGUAGUGAGUCAGUAAGUGCUGAUCGAGCUUGUUUCAGUCUACCUGUUGUUUGUUUGGAGUGGUGAAUGCACCAGCACUUGUGUUACUAUACUCUACUGAACUUGCAACAGGCAUUAAACUGGAUGAUUACGGAAUGGAUCGGCUACUGAAGAGAUGCCACAUCAAGAGUCAGCUGGUCAGAGAAUGCCUCGCCGAGUUUCUUGGAGUGUAUGUAUUGAUACUGUUUGGCUGUGGCUCAGUCGCUCAGGUGACAACAUCUGAGAACACUAAAGGAGAAUACCUGUCAAUCAAUCUUGGAUUUGCACUUGGCACUACGUUUGGAAUCUAUGUGUCAAAAGGAGUAUCAGUUGCUGUGAAGUUUGACUUAAAAGGCCAAGCAGAAGAAGAAAACCAUUUAGACAUUUAUUUUGUCUACACAUCUGUAGAUCCAUGCAGGUUUACAUGCAGGUUCUCAUGGGCCCGGCUUCCGUUCUAUGUCCUCGCACAGAUUUUCGGGGCCUUCCUGGCGGCAGCCACUGUUGCUUUGCAGUAUUAUGAUGCCAUAUUUUAUUACAGUGGGGGGCACCUUACAGUGAGUGGGGCCACUGCCACAGCAGGUAUAUUCUCUACUUACCCUGCAGAGUAUCUGAGUCUUUGGGGAGGAGUAGUAGACCAGGUGAUUGGCACGGCAGCCCUCCUAGUGUGUGUUCUGGCGCUGGGUGAUGAUCACAACACUCCAGCCCCUCCUGGUCUGGAACCUGUUCUGGUGGGAGCAGUUGUCAUGGUAAUUGGAAUCUCAAUGGGCUCAAACAGCGGCUACGCCAUCAACCCUGCACGAGACCUUGGGCCUAGAAUCUUCAGCUGCAUUGCUGGCUGGGGUGGUGAGGUUUUCAGGGCUGGAGAUGGAUGGUGGUGGGUGCCCCUAGUGGCCACUUGUGUUGGUGGCCUUGUGGGUUCAUUGAUUUAUGAGUUGCUGAUUGGCGUACACCACCCUGAGCCAGACAUCACUAAGGUGAAGGACAAGUGGCAGGAAUCGGACCUGAAAGUCGUGCAGCUGGAAAAACCUAAAGAGGUCACCAAAGAGUAUCUGGAGGAGGCUAUGUGAGGUAGCCAAGCGAUGGAGGGUGAGGCCUAGAUUCCUUUGACCUUAAAGGGGAUUUCCUCUCAUUCGUCCAAAAUUUCUGCAAAGUCGCUGAGAUGUAAAUAGUCAUUCUGUGUGGUUUGAUGUGAAAUGAAAUUUCUUUACAGUGGUGGAGAUAGGAACCAGGGGUUGUAAUGUUCAAACCUAAAUAUAGUCAUUUCAUUCACAAUCCAAAACCAGGUGAUUCUACUCGUUGUUCGAGUUUAUAUGUAAUGCUGAUAAUGGUAAAAUAGUAGUAAAUCUAAAAAAAAAAAAA